UUGUUUUUUUAAAGAUAGGAACUAAAAUAAUAUUUACACUAAUCAUUAUUAAAAUAGUAAAAUUUAACUCGAUUCAAAUUUAAAAUUCAAAUUACUUAUUCGAGUUGAUUCAAAUAACUCGAUUCGAUUAACUAGAAAUUUAAAAUUUUUUAAAAUUUUUUAAUCAAAUUAAAUUUUAUUCAGAGAAUAAUUUAUAUCAUUAUAUACUAAUAAUAAUACUUAUAUCAAUAAAACUAAUACUCAAUCCAUUACUAUAAGCACCAUCAACAUCAUCCACUUAUCCGCCUGUCAUCACAUUUGUUGUCUAGAGUUGUAGUAUAUCUCUGGGUUUAUCUUUUUUGGUACACUAUCUAGAUUUAUUAAAUUGUAACGUUUUUUACUAAUAAAAAAACCUGUAUAAUAAUAUUUAAUUAUUUAUAUGUUUUGGAAAAAUUAAAGAAUUAUAAAUGGGGGCUUCUCAUUGGUAGGUGAGCUAGAGCCAGUCAUGCUGACUCGAGCAAAGGAAAAAUACGGCUCCAAAAUUAACACAAUAGUUUUUCUUAACCAGAUAAGCUGAGAGUUUCCAAGUCUUCUUUUGGCAAUUCUAUCAUUCACUCCCUCUUUCCAUUAUUUCUAUCUCAAGUGUAAAACUCCAGAGGAGCGGACUUCGAUGACCAGCAGUGGAGGGGAUGCGCCACCGCCACUUACUGCCAACGGUGGCGAAUUUCUCCUUUCUUUACUCCAAAAGCCCCAAUCGCAUCAUCCUCCACAACAAUCUCCAUUACGCCCUAGAGUGGCUCCCAUGACCGUGCCUCAACCGCAAGCUCAAUCGCUCGCCAUUGAUCCUGCCGUUCAAGCAGUGGGGCCCACACUCCCUUUCUCGCCAUCUUGGUCACCGAAUGGACGCGAUCUCCCCAGUUCUUGGCCCCACAAUAUCUCUCCGCCCUUCGAUCCUAAUUUGAUAGGGUUUCGCCAAAACCCUUGGUUUUCUCCGGGAAACCAAAUUGUCUUUAAUCAAGAAGCUUUAGUGGAUGACUUGAGAAGGAUAGGGCUUUCAAGGAUAGACAAUAAUAACAAUCACGUAAUCCCGAAUCUGACCCAGCUAAAGCAUCGAGAACAAAAACUCGUCUUUGGUUCUUUUCCUAGUGAUAUUCAAACCCUUUCAAAGCCUGAUGGCGUGCCUCAAAAUUCGAAUUUGAAAUUUUCAAAUCAGCAAUCUAACUGGCGGCUUAAUUCCAAUCCAAAUUCGAGCCCAUACUUUUUCCAACGUCGAAAUUCUGAUGAAAGAGGAAAGCAACAGCAGCAUGAUGGGAAUUGCAGGUCUACCCCUUCUGCUGAAACUCCAAGACCGCCUCCAGGGUUUUCAGGAAAGCCUAGAAGAGGAGGAGGAGGAAGUCGGGAUUUCGGAAAAAAUGCGAGACAUGUUGAGCACAGUGUAAAUAAAUUAAAAGCGGAAUUGGGUCAUUUGAGUUAUGAAAAUGAAACGAGACUUCGUGGACAGCUUGAUCACCCUGUGCCGCCGGCAGGGAGUAAUCCGCAGUCUGUUUCAGUGACUGAGAUUGAAGGGCCUCUUUUGGAAUUGCAUAUGGAUGGUGGUGCAAAUGGGUUUUCAAGGCGUGAUAAGCCUAGAAGAGAAGAUGGUGGCGAAGUCGAUGAAAUUGAGGAAAAGUUUGUUGAACCUUUGUUGGUUGAGGAUGAAUCUGAUGAUAAGAAUGACAAGAAGCGGCAUCAUCGUGAGAAGGAAUACAGAAAAGAUAACAGGGGGCAAAGUCUACUUAGCCAGAGGGAGAGAAUGUUAAAAAGGCGGACGGAUUGUCGCAGUGAUAUUCUCAGGUUAAAUUCACCUUUACGUGCUAUCUAUGAGUCACUCAUACCUCCUGUGGAAGAAAAAGCUAAGCAGAAACAGUUGUUAGCAUUACUUGAGAAACUAGUUUGCAAAGAAUGGCCAGAAGCACGGUUAUAUCUCUAUGGAUCUUGUGAGAACUCUUUUGGGGUGUCAAAGAGUGACAUUGAUAUUUGCCUUGCAUUUAAUGAGGACAUUCAUGACAAGUCUGAAAUCUUGCUAAAGUUGGCAGAUAUUUUGCAGUCAGAUAAUCUUCAGAAUGUGCAGGCACUGACUCGUGCCAGGGUCCCCAUAGUAAAGCUUAUGGAUCCAGUGACUGGAAUUUCCUGUGACAUAUGCAUAAACAAUGUUUUGGCUGUAGUAAAUACAAGGCUUCUACGAGAUUAUGCAAAGAUUGAUGUAAGAUUACGGCAGUUGGCUUUUAUUGUGAAACACUGGGCCAAGUCCAGAGGAGUGAAUGCAACUUACCAAGGAACUCUAUCUAGCUACGCGUAUGUUUUGAUGUGCAUUCAUUUCUUACAGCAACGUAGACCUGCUAUCCUUCCAUGCUUGCAGGGAAUGGAGACAACCUUCUCUGUCACUGUGGAUGAUGUUGAGUGUGCUUACUUUGAUAAAGUCGAAAACCUUUGCAAUUUUGGAUCUUCUAACCAGGAAACUAUUGCUCAGCUGGUGUGGGCAUUCUUUAACUAUUGGGCAUAUAUUCAUGAUUAUGCAAAUUCAGUAAUAUCUGUACGCACAGGAAGCUUGAUCAGUAAGGGAGAAAAAGACUGGACAAGAAGAAUUGGCAAUGAUCGUCAUUUAAUCUGCAUAGAGGAUCCGUUUGUGGUAUCUCAUGACCUUGGUCGAGUGGUGGACAAGUUCAGCAUUAAAGUUCUAAGAGAAGAGUUUGAACGAGCGGCUGAUGUAAUGCAGUAUGAUCCAAAUCCUUGGAUAGCACUCUUUGAACCUUACGUCCCUGGGUAACAAAACCUUGUCCAAGUGUGUUAGAAAAUCAAUGGUUAAAGCUAUUUGGUUGGUUUUCGUAGUCUGUGUGCUUUGCAUCCCCCAUAAUCUUCAAUUUUGUCCUUUUGAGUUCACAUCCAUUUUAAAGAAGUUUAAGCUUAUUAUAUGUAAUCAAGAAAAGAAAUUUCCAAACAUUUUAUGGAUGGAUGUUAAACAAGUUGUAAUUAAUUGAUUGAUAGUGUAUACAAAAUUCCUGUAUGAUCUAAACAUAUUCAUAUCAAAUGAGUGUGUUAUAUCGUAUUUGUAUCUUCAAGUGAAAUAAACAAAACAGUCUGAUUUGACAAGCAUUAAUAAAACAA
This is a messenger RNA of Gossypium arboreum, 3123 nucleotides long. RefSeq names its product UTP:RNA uridylyltransferase 1. The coding region runs from base 650 to 2785 and encodes 711 amino acids. The transcript has 6 exons. Lineage: Eukaryota; Viridiplantae; Streptophyta; Magnoliopsida; Malvales; Malvaceae. Gene Ontology annotation, molecular function: RNA uridylyltransferase activity. The record is from RefSeq and is a predicted model, not a curated record.